AGAUGACUCACCACUGCACCAAGUUCUCCGGCCACUGGAAGAUCAUUGUCUUCGAUGAGGAGUGUUUCCAGGGACGCCGCCAUGAGUUCACCUCCGAGUGCUGCAAUGUGAUGGAGUUCGGUUUCGAGACCGUGCGCUCCCUGAAAGUGGAGAGCGGAGCCUGGGUGGGUUAUGAGCAUGCCUCCUACCAGGGGCAGCAGCUUGUCCUGGAGAGGGGAGAGUACCCCCAGAGUGACGCCUUUGGAGGCAGCAAUGCCUAUCACAUUGAGAGGCUGACCUCCUUCAGACCUAUCGCCUGUGCUAACCACAGAGAGUGUCGUAUGACUAUCUUUGAGCGUGAGAACUUCCUGGGCCGUAAGGGUGAGCUUAGUGAUGAUUAUCCCUCCCUCCAGGCCAUGGGCUGGUGCAACAAUGAAGUGGGCUCUCUCAAGGUCCACUCUGGAGCAUUUGUGUGCUACCAGUACCCUGGUUACCGUGGUUACCAGUAUAUCAUGGAGUGUGAUCGUCACUGUGGGGAAUUCAAACACUUCAAGGAGUUUGGCUCUCAUUGCCAGACCCCUCAGAUCCAGUCCAUCCGCCGUAUUCAGCAGUAA
Cheilinus undulatus (humphead wrasse) is the source of this 593-nucleotide messenger RNA. RefSeq names its product crystallin, beta A4 (gene cryba4). Gene Ontology annotation, molecular function: structural constituent of eye lens. Gene Ontology annotation, biological process: visual perception; lens development in camera-type eye. The record is from RefSeq and is a predicted model, not a curated record. The transcript is spliced from 5 exons. The coding region runs from base 3 to 593 and encodes 196 amino acids. NCBI's taxonomy places the organism in Eukaryota, Metazoa, Chordata, Actinopteri, Labriformes, Labridae.